Molecule: messenger RNA, 2142 nt
Organism: Geodia barretti
Lineage: Eukaryota; Metazoa; Porifera; Demospongiae; Tetractinellida; Geodiidae
Source: the annotation of a GenBank genome assembly
AUGGCGUUUCUCUCUCGCGCCCGUACCGCCGGCCAGGCCGGCGACAUCGCCGAUGCCGCCGUCGCGCUCCGUCGGUCCGUGUCCCACGCGGCAACCGCCCUCGCGGUCAACGCUGGGUUGUGUCACAACACCCGGCACCGGCUGGAAAUAGCCAUCCACGGAUGCGUGAGCAGCGGUCGCAUGAGCCGCUCCCACGUCAAGACGUUUCGGCAAGUGCACAGCCUGCCCGAAUACCUGGCAUCGGAGGAAACCCGCCACGGCAAGCGCGUGGGCGAUCGCGGCUGCCCGCUGCGUCGUCUCCGGCGUCGUGUCGCCGCGCUGCUCAAGGACGCUGAUGCCAUCAUCGCCGGCAAUCCCCGGCCCGUCCGCUAUCACAAGCGUUGGGCCCGUGGCCUGCCGCCCCGUUUCCGACCCGAGGACCUCCCGCCCAUCACCAGCGUGCGCGACAUCCUCGACCUGCCCAACUACGGCGAGAUCGUCGCCGAAUGGAAGCUCGAAAAGGUGCCCCUGAUGCGGAGUGCGGACCCCCACGCGUCUCCUGACGCCGGCCUCAAGAAUGAUGGUGAAACCUACAUGCUCCAACGCCUCGUGGCGCGCGCUGCCGUUGCUGUUGCCCUGAUCUCGGCGAUUCUGGUCGUCACCGCCUGCACGGAAGCCGAACAACCCGCCCUUUACGUGGGCGGGGUACCCGACCAGGACGUCGCCGUCCUGGAAGCCCGCUUCAACCUCCUCGCCGAACACCUCGCCGAGGAAACCGGAGUCGCCGUCCGGUAUCUUCCUUCCCAGUCCUACGCCGCUCUGGUGACCGGUUGGGACAACGACGACGUCCAACUGGCCUGGUACGGCGGGCUCACCGGAGUUCAGGCGCGGUUAGCUGUUCCCGGCUCCCGCGCCGUCGCCCAGCGCAGCACCGAUGAAAACUUUUCCUCGGUGUUCGUCGCCGCCCCCGACUCCGGCAUAUCCUCGCUGUCAGACCUCAAGGGACGCACCUUCACCUUUGGCAGCGAGAGUUCUACCUCCGGCAACCUGAUGCCCCGGUUCUUCCUGGACCAGGAAGGCAUCGUCCCCGAGACGGAUUUCAAAAGCGUGGCCUACAGCGGGUCCCACGACGCCACCUGGAAACAGGUCGAGGCCGGCGCCGUCGAAGCCGGCGCUCUCAAUGCCAACGUGUGGAAAACCCGUUUGGAAAAGGACGACGUUGACACUUCCAGGGUCGCCGCUUUCUACACGUCUCCCGGCUACGUCGAUUACCACUGGGUGGUCCGACCGGGCCUAGAUGAGGUCUACGGCGCCGGAUUCACCCAGCGCGUGCUCGAUGCCCUGCUCAAGCUGAACGCUUCCAACGGCGGCCGCGAUCAGGAGAUCAUGGAUGCCUUCCAGGCUGAUCGUAACCACCCGGCCGUCGCGAUCCGCCGGGCCGGCAAGACCUACGGAGAAGUCGAGGCGGUUCGUCCGCUCUCGUUCACCAUCGAGCCGGGCGAGACCGUCGCGUUGCUCGGGCCCAGCGGCAGCGGCAAGACCACCCUCCUGUCCAUGAUCGCCGGUGAGUUGGAGCCGUCCGAAGGAUCCAUCCUCCUGCGCGGCAAAGACCUGGCCCAACUCCAUCCGGGCCGCCAGCUCUGCCGCGAGGUCGGCAUGAUCCACCAGCAGUUUGACCUCGUGCCCAACCUCUCAGCAUUGCAAAAUGUGCUGGCCGGCCGGCUGGGCGAGUGGAGCCUCCUCAAAUCGGUAAUCUCGCUGGUGUGGCCCCAGGAGCGGCAGGUGGGCAUGACCGCCCUGGAACGCGUGGGCGUCAGGGAUCGCGCUCGUGUGCGCGCCGGCUUUCUGUCCGGCGGCGAGCAGCAGCGCGUGGCCGUCGCCCGCCUUCUCGUACAGGACCCCGCCAUCAUCAUUGCCGACGAGCCGGUAUCGUCCCUGGACCCGGCGCGGGCCGACGAGGUGAUGGGCAUCCUGACCGAAUCGGCCCGCCAGGCCGGAAAGACUUUGGUUGCCACCGUCCAUUCCCCCGACGUGGCUCGAACCUAUUUCGGACGCCUCAUCGGUCUCCGCAACGGUGAAAUGGCAUUCGACCUUCCCUCCCACAAAGUCACCGAUGAUCACUUGGCCGCCCUCUAUGCAUUGGAGGGCCUGCGGGAUGAAUGA